CAAGUCUCCUGAAUUAUGAAUUUUUAUGGUUGCUUUUUAUUUCAAGCAUUUAAAAAGUUCAUUUCGAAUAAACCUAAGGAAAAAAAAACUGAAUCCAUCUAAAGAAAACCCGGAGUGAACAGUAAUUUGCACUUGGGUUAAGUGAAGCCAUGUAAACACUGGAUUGGGAAGGUCCUUGGAUCAGCUUGUGGGAGUCCCAGAUCAGCCUCUGGUUAUAUUGAUGGGGCAGAUGUCACUCUUAGAAAGAAACCAGCCCAGCUCCUUUUUCCUCCAGUGACAAACUCCCAUGAGCUUAAGCAGCUGCAGAACCCUGCAUCCUGUGCAUGGCAGGCACAGGCCAGAGUGUUUUGUAUUCAUGGCUCAUCUGCUUCCUAAUGACUAUCAGAGAAACAGUCCCUCAGAAGCCAGACACAAAGUCAUGUGCUGCAGGUGAGAGGCGGUCUUUAGGUCUUGAUAGUGGAUCCUUAUCCUGGGACACCUGACCCGGUUAGCACAUGUGCAGGGAACAAGGAGGCUUCCUGCACCUCUUGCUGUGGGAACGUGACUCACUCAGCCCAGAAGCAUGGGUGUGCACACUCCAGGAAGUGAACCUUACUCAUUGAGGGUCAGCAGUGUGUGGAUAAGUUCCCCAGUUGUUCCUCCCUCAGAGGAGAGAGUUCCACAAGUCUCCAUGGUUUCUAGGUGGAUGGAGCUUUGUUCACAAUGGUGAUCUGUCUGCCCGGCUAGCUCUCUGUAUCCCAUUGUUCUCUGUCUGUGGAUGGGUGUCAUCAGCUGAGAAGGAGGAAGCCGAUGAAGCCUUAUUGCGUAACCUGCACCUUCAGUUGGAGGCACAGUUUCUGCAGGCAGAUAUCAGUGUGGCCAAGGACAGGUACAAGAAGAAUCUUCUGGAGAUUCAGACCUACAUCACCGUCCUGCAGCAGAUCGUACAGACUGCUCCUCAAGUGUCCCUGGUUACUGGGAUGAGGGAGGAGAAGCUGUUCACAGAACGGGAAGUGGCUGCCCUGCAGAACCAGCUGGAGGAGGGCCGAGAGGCAGUCACCCACCUGCAGGCACAGAAAGCUGAGCUGCAGGCCCAGACCACGGCCCUGGAACAAGCUAUUAAGCAUGCUCAUGAGUGUUACGAUGAGGAGCUACAGCUUUACAACGAGCAGAUCGAAAACCUUCGGAAGGAGAUCGAGGAGGCGGAGCGGUCUCUGGAGAGGUCGUCCUAUGACUGCAGGCAGCUAGCCGUGGCCCAGCAGACGCUGAGGAAUGAGCUAGACCGUUAUCAUCGGAUCAUUGAGAUUGAAGGCAGCAGGCUGAGCUCUGUUUUCAUUGAGACGCCCAUCUCUCUGAUCACCCCGAGCCAUGGGGCCCCUCUCAGCCUUGGAUCCAGUGUGAAAGAUCUUGCCAGGGCCGUGCAGGAUAUUACAGCAGCUAAACCGAGACAGAAGGCCCUCCCCAAGAGCCUUCCAAAAAGAAAGGAGAUUAUAGCUCAAGAUAAGGUGGAGGAAACUCUGGAAGAUGCACCAUUAAAACCUCCGCAGGAGCCAAAGGCACUGCAGGUGGAACGGAAAGCAGAAGGUGGCUCUCAGCCCGGAGCAGGGGGAGGACAUGGAGUAAGUCCCACACAAGAAGGGGGUCCUGAGGAUGUGCCAGACGGGGGCCAGAUAAGCAAAGCCUUUGGGAAACUGUGCAAAGUAGUGAAAGAGAGAGUGAGCGGCCACAAAGAGCCCGAGCCUGAGCCGCCCACGGACCUUUUCACCAAAGGACGGCAUGUACUCGUCACAGGGGAGUCUAGUUUUGUUGACCCCGAGUUCUACUCCUCCUCCAUCCCAGCUAGAGGUGGGGUGGUGAUUUCCAUUGAGGAAGACUCUAUGCAUCAUGACGGCCACGUAGAGCCCUCUCCUGGACAGCCCAUGCCACCUGUGGAGAAUGGACAGGGCGUUCCCCAGGGCAGGGAAGGUGACCACUCAAACCAUCAGCAGGGUACAGACAAGAAUGGGUUACGGGCCAAGGAACCAAAAGACCUGGAGGAAAAAGAUGAUGAUGGCAAGAAGGAAGCUGAGGGGAGCAGGAGACCCUGUCCUGUGAUCAUACCUGGUCCUGAUGAACCAUCUACAUCCCAUUCACAGACGUCUGGGUCCAAUCAGGGUGGACCAGUGGGGCCUGCGAGUAAGAGCAGUAGCCUGCUGGCAAAGGGCCCUUCGAAGGCUCUGUCUAUUAAGAAGGUGGAGGUGGUGGAAUCCAUUGAGAAGAUUUCAACAGAGAGUAUUCAGACAUAUGAAGAGACUUCCGUAAUUGUGGAGACUCUGAUUGGGAAGUCAAAGGGCAACAAGAAACUGGGAGAGAAGAGCUUGCCAGACACAAGGGCUUGAAGGAGGAAAGUGUCCGGGCAGUGUGGGAGGAGGGCUUUGAGAUGGGCUCCUGUUUGGAUUAGAUCAUAGUCAACCUGUCUGCAUUGCAGGUGACCUCCAAUGACCUUCAUUAAACUGCUUUCUUUUUUGCUUGCACCA
Molecule: messenger RNA, 2495 nt
Organism: Mus musculus (house mouse)
Lineage: Eukaryota; Metazoa; Chordata; Mammalia; Rodentia; Muridae
Gene: Bfsp1
Product: beaded filament structural protein 1, in lens-CP94
Exons: 7
Coding region: 960-2357 (465 amino acids)
Cellular component (GO): cytoskeleton; cytosol; plasma membrane
Molecular function (GO): structural constituent of eye lens
Source: RefSeq, a predicted model, not a curated record